Messenger RNA from Paraphaeosphaeria sporulosa, 804 nucleotides. RefSeq lists its product as uncharacterized. The record is from RefSeq and is a predicted model, not a curated record. The transcript has a single exon. Lineage: Eukaryota; Fungi; Ascomycota; Dothideomycetes; Pleosporales; Didymosphaeriaceae. Bases 210 to 680 code for a protein of 156 amino acids.
ACAAGAAAUUAUCCAUCAGCAACACUACCAAAUAAGGAGCAUUUACAUAAACUGAGACGCGGACUAGGCCUGUGUGUGCAUCCACAACAUAGAGCAUUACGCUAUACGCGGAGAGCAGAGACCGGGACACAGCAAUAAGGUUGGUCGGCGUGCGCGAGGAGCCAUGGAUCCUAGUCUUCUAGAACGGCGCACAGCGGGAUACACAUCAAAUGUGGAGCAGGCCAGGCUCGGAGAAACGUGGGGUGCAGAAGAAGACAGGCACGUUUGCCGGGCUGUGCUCAAUUCAUGACGUUAAGAUCGCGGAUGUCUGGUUCUCCGGAAAGACUCUGUGGAGGAUUUUUUUUCGGCAAAUGGCGCCAGCGCGACCGGGCCGCCUGAUGCUGAUGGCUUGGGAUGUGGCAGAGUACCAAAGCAGGUACGCGGUGAGUUGGCAAAGGCGAUCCAUGGUUGAGCUACUUUCUGUGGAUUUGCCCACUUUGCUGUCUUGCACUCGUCUUCGGCUCCUGCAUUCCUACACCAAAACCCACCCUGCAUCAACAACGUCCUUAUCGCCGUCACCACGCGCAGGUAAGUGCAUUCUCACCAGGCCGGUCGCGCGCCGGCGGCAGUCUGGAUGGUUGGCAUCGCUGGCGUGGCGUGGCGUGCCCGUGGUGGAGAGGCGAGCGCCUAGCCCGAUCUAACGCAUCCCAGUCGGCCUCGCUAUCCAUCCCAUCCCGUCUGCGACUCCAGCCCAGCCUCUGGAGCGCCUCUCCUUUGCCCUCGACAUCUUUAACCGCCCUCCUACGCUCCCUCGCCUCGGUGCGA